UAGAGAUGGAUAGAGAUAGAGAGAGAAAAAACACUUUUCUGCGAAGCUGUCAAUGGCAAAGAGAUGAAAAACGUUAUAAUUCCCGCCGAGCUUCCCAGCGUCAAUAUGACCAUCUAGAAACUAUUUUUAUUUCUAUUUGUAAUAAAGUUCUCUCCUUUUUUCAUUAAUCCUAAAUCCAUUAUUUUCUUCUGAUUUCUGGUAUUCCGCGUGCUUGAAGAGGUCUCCAUAUGAAAUUUCGCUGGAAGAAUUGUAAAAAUCUUCCGUUUCCUAAGUCAAUGGAAUAGAUUUCAAAGUUUUAAUGGUCAACGGGUGGCCGCCAUCUCUUAUGAGGGUUUCAAAGACGCCAGCUUUCUCUUUUCUUCUCCAAGCUUUUUAUAGCGUUUGGAGAGAACGAUAGAUGUUCCAGCUUAUUUGUUCCUCUCCCCUUCUUUGUGCUGAUAUUUUCUGUUUAGAGGAGGAAGACGAAGAUUUUCAGGAAAAGAUUGAAGCUUUGAGGUUUGAGCUUCAGAUUUGCAGAAAAGGUUGAAGUUUGUGAGGGUUUCGUGUUCUUAGAUGCUUUGAUCAGAGGUGGAAGAAGGCUGAGGUUGAGUUUGCUGUGUAGAGCUUUUGAUCUGUUGAUGAAGUAAUGAACUUUGAAGCAUUCAAACUUGAGAUUUGCUGAAAAAGAUUGAAGAGAGAUCGGGAAGGUCAGAUAAGGUUGGCUGGUGAGACUACAGAGAAGAAAGAGAUGGCUGGUGGAAGAAGAAAGAAGAUUCAUUUCAGUAAGUUCUUCAGCUUCAAUUGUGGAAAAUCGUCUCUGCAGGAUGAGCAGCAGAACCAGAUUGGAGGGCCAGGAUUUUCAAGGGUGGUUUUUGCGAAUGAUCCAGCUUGUUUUGAGGCUACUAAUCUGAACUAUGGAUUGAAUUAUGUGUCAACUACAAAGUAUAAUUUGGCGACAUUUCUGCCAAAAUCACUAUUUGAGCAGUUCAGAAGGGUCGCAAAUUUUUAUUUUCUUGUUACUGGUUGUCUGGCUUUCACACCAUUAGCACCUUAUGGUGCUGUGAGUGCGAUUCUUCCUCUUAUUGUUGUGAUUGGAGCAACUAUGGCAAAGGAGGCUGUUGAAGAUUGGAGGAGAUUUCAGCAGGAUACUGAGAUGAACAAUCGAAAAGUUAAGUUUCAUCGGGGUGAUGGAACUUUUGAGCGUACAGAAUGGAAGAAGCUGAGGGUAGGAGACAUAGUGAAGGUGGAGAAGGAUGAAUUCUUCCCUACUGAUCUGAUCUUACUUUCCUCUAAUUAUGAAGAAGCGAUUUGUUAUGUGGAAACUAUGAAUCUUGAUGGAGAAACCAAUUUGAAAAUGAAACAGGCUUUGGAGGUAACAUCAAAUUUGCAUGAUGACUCUAGUUUUCAAAAUUUCAAAGCAAUAAUAAAAUGUGAAGAUCCGAAUGCAAACCUCUAUACUUUUGUUGGAAGCAUGGAAUACCAAGACCAGCCAUACCCCCUCUCGCCGCAGCAAAUUCUUCUUCGCGACUCGAAACUUCGGAACACCGAUUACAUUUACGGUGUAGUGAUAUUCACCGGCCAUGACACGAAAGUGAUGCAGAAUGCCACCGAUCCGCCAUCAAAGAGAAGCAAAAUUGAGAGGAAGAUGGAUAAACUUAUAUACCUCUUGUUGUUUUUCUUGGUUGUAAUUGCGACUAUUGGAUCGAUCAUCUUUGGCAUCAAAACCCAUGAGGAUUUGAACAAUGGAAAGAUGAAGAGAUGGUAUCUCCGACCAGAUGAUACCAAAGUUUUCUAUGAUCCUAAAAGAGCGCCUCUUGCAGCCAUCUUACAUUUUCUAACUGCACUUAUGCUUUAUAGUUACUUCAUUCCAAUAUCCUUGUAUGUAUCAAUAGAAAUUGUCAAAGUACUGCAGACCAUUUUUAUCAACCAAGACAUCGAAAUGUAUCACGAGGAAUCUGAUAAACCGGCGCAUGCUCGUACCUCGAACCUGACUGAAGAAUUAGGCCAAGUUGAUACCAUCCUUUCAGAUAAAACAGGAACGUUAACUAUGAACUCAAUGGAGUUCAUCAAAUGCAGCAUUGCUGGUACUGCUUAUGGCCGUGGUGUCACAGAAGUCGAGAGAGCAAUGGCUAAAAGAAAAGGUGUGCCUUUGUUUUCUGAAGAAGAGAAUGAAGAGGAUAAUGUGGUUAAUAGACCUGCAAUAAAAGGAUUCAACUUCAUAGAUGGAAGAGUCAUGAAUGGGAACUGGGUCAAUGAGCCUUAUUCUGAAGUAAUACAGAAAUUUUUUCGAUUGUUGGCAAUCUGCCAUACUGCCAUACCUGAAGUUGAUGAAGCCUCAAGACAGAUAACAUAUGAAGCUGAGUCACCUGAUGAGGCUGCCUUUGUUAUUGCAGCUAGGGAGCUUGGAUUUCAGUUCUACCAGAGAACUCAGACAGCCAUCUCUUUGUAUGAGCUGGAUCCUUUGACAGGCAAUACUGUUGAAAGGCAAUAUAAGCUUUUGAACAUCUUAGAGUUUAGUAGUGCAAGAAAAAGGAUGUCUGUGAUUGUUCAAAGUCCAGAAGGAAAGCUGCUACUUCUCAGUAAAGGUGCUGACAGUGUAAUGUUUGAAAGACUUUCAAAUGAGGGUAGGGAGUUUGAAGAAAAAACAAAGGAGCAUAUUAACGAGUACGCAGAUGCCGGUUUAAGAACUUUGGUUCUUGCUUAUCGAGAGCUUGAUGAAGAGGAAUAUGAAAGAUUCGAAAAGGAAUUUACAGAGGCGAAGAAUUCUGUAAGUGCCGAUAGGGAUGAAAAAAUCGAUGCAGCUACUGAUAAGAUCGAGAAAGAUUUUAUUCUUCUCGGUGCCACAGCUGUCGAAGACAAGUUGCAAAAUGGGGUGCCUGAAUGCAUUGACAAACUAGCUCAGGCAGGAAUCAAGAUAUGGGUUCUUACAGGUGACAAGAUGGAGACUGCUAUAAACAUAGGUUUUGCCAGCAGCCUAUUAAGACAAGGAAUGAAGCAGAUAAUCAUCACACUGGAGACACCAGAUUUGAUUCUGUUGGAGAAACAAGGGAACAAAGAUGCAUUUGCCAAGGCAUCAAAGGAAAGUAUAACCCGCCAAAUCAACGAAGGAAAUAAGCUUCUAAGUUCGUCAACUUCGGAUUCAUUUGCUCUGAUCAUUGAUGGAAAAUCACUCACUUAUGCUUUGGAAGAUGAUCUCAAGAACCUCUUGUUACAGUUGGCUAUUAGGUGCGCAUCAGUGAUAUGCUGCCGCUCUUCUCCCAAGCAAAAGGCCCUUGUUACAAGAUUGGUGAAAACAAACACACGUAAAGUCACCUUAGGGAUUGGUGAUGGUGCCAAUGAUGUGGGAAUGCUACAAGAAGCGGAUAUUGGAAUUGGUAUAAGUGGAGCUGAAGGAAUGCAGGCAGUCAUGGCAAGUGAUGUUGCAAUUGCUCAAUUUAGAUAUCUGGAGCGCUUGCUUCUUGUGCAUGGGCAUUGGUGUUAUAGGAGGAUCUCAUCAAUGAUCUGCUACUUUUUCUACAAGAACAUCACGUUUGGACUUACUAUAUUCUUGUAUGAGGCUUAUACAACAUUCUCAGGGCAACCAGUCUAUGAAGAUUGGUCCCUAUCACUGUAUAAUGUCUUCUUCACAUCACUUCCGGUGGUGGCUUUGGGUGUAUUUGACCAGGAUGUUUCUGCUCGGUUUUGUCUCAAGUUCCCCAUGUUGUAUCAAGAAGGUGUGCAGAAUCUACUAUUCAGCUGGCGUCGCAUCAUUGCUUGGAUGUUCAAUGGCGUGAUUAGUGCCAUAAUGAUCUUCUUCUUCACAACAAGCAUCUAUGAGCACCAAGCAUUCCGCAAGGGCGGUGAGGUUGUAGACCGAAGCAUUCUUGGCGCCGCCAUGUACACUAGUGUGGUAUGGGUUGUCAAUUGUCAGAUGGCGGUCUCAGUUAGCUAUUUCACCCUCAUUCAACACAUCUUCAUUUGGGGCGGUAUCGCGCUAUGGUACAUCUUCCUCCUUAUUUAUGGCGCAAUAAAUCCGAUAAUUUCGACAAUAGCCUACCAAGUGUUCGUUGAGACAUUGGCACCUACACCAUCUUUCUGGAUUACAACUCUUUUUGUUGUGAUUUCAACUCUUAUUCCAUACUUCAUGUUCACUGCAAUUCAGACAAGGUUCUUCCCUAUGUACCAUAAUAUGAUCCAAUGGAUAAGAUUUGAUGGGAAGGGGGACGAUCCCGAGUAUUGCCAGGUCGUGCGGCAGAGAUCGGUGAGACCGACAACCGUCGGUGUAUCGGCAAGGCUAGAUGCUAAGGUUAGUCAGAUUACAAGGAAAGUACACCAUGCAGCUCAAUAAGCAUACAUAGCAAUCAGUCUGAGUUCAUUGCUUACAUAUUGUACAGUUCAUACUUGGAUCAAUGGAGAAGCAGCUCUGAGGGAUGACCAUUUCACACAAGUGGCAAUUGUGCAGUUGGAGAGACGCUGGGUUUUGUGUCCUCACCGAGUUUUAGAUUUAGAUGUAGGCUUUGUUGUAUUAUUUUGUAAGCCAGUGUUAGGUGCACAGGAUAGGGAGAUGACCAAUGUAAAUUAGUAUUCCUUUUUUGGUGUUUUGGGGGUAAAUUCUUUUGUUUUUGGUUUUGUUAUUUAUAUAGUUCAAGGUAGAAUAUCUAUCAGUCAUCAAUAAAAGAAGAAAAGCAGUUUACGGGGAUGAAUCACCUGUUUUUUC
Messenger RNA from Dendrobium catenatum, 4675 nucleotides. Its product is annotated as putative phospholipid-transporting ATPase 9. The transcript is spliced from 11 exons. Gene Ontology annotation, molecular function: magnesium ion binding; ATPase-coupled intramembrane lipid carrier activity; ATP binding. Gene Ontology annotation, biological process: phospholipid translocation. The record is from RefSeq and is a predicted model, not a curated record. NCBI's taxonomy places the organism in Eukaryota, Viridiplantae, Streptophyta, Magnoliopsida, Asparagales, Orchidaceae. Bases 728 to 4306 code for a protein of 1192 amino acids. Gene Ontology annotation, cellular component: plasma membrane.